GUCCAAACGGUCCGUCUCUUCGUCAGCUUCGUUUGGUCGGAUCUCUCUGUGUUCGGUGUCGUACGCCGUCGUCGAAUCUGACGCCUAUUAUCAAAUAUGGCUGGGAGAGCAUUUCAUCAGUUAUUGCGUGGGAGGCUUCAAUCUCAUUCUGCUGCACCUCCAGUUUUGUCAUCUCUUAUUUCAAAGAGAGAUCACGAGGGAGUUGAAUCUAUUGGAAAAUUUUCAUUGAAAUCAUUUGCACUAUUUGGAGCUGGUGUAACAGGUCUUUUGGGUUUUGCAACAAUGGCCUCUGCUGAUGAAGCUGAACAUGGUUUAGCUAGUCCUGAUUACCCUUGGCCUCACGAAGGCAUUCUUAGUUCCUAUGACCAUGCAUCGAUUCGGCGUGGUCACCAGGUUUACACGCAAGUUUGUGCUUCUUGUCACUCUAUGUCGCUGGUUUCAUAUCGCGACUUGGUUGGUGUAGCAUACACAGAAGAAGAGACAAAGGCUAUGGCAGCUGAAAUCGAGGUGACUGAUGGGCCUAAUGAUGAAGGUGAAAUGUUUACUCGUCCUGGUAAACUCAGUGACCGCUUUCCCCAGCCAUAUGCAAAUGAGCAAGCAGCAAGGUUUGCUAAUGGAGGGGCCUAUCCUCCUGACUUAAGUCUUGUCACCAAAGCUCGUCACAAUGGUCAGAACUAUGUCUUUGCACUUCUAACUGGUUACCGUGAUCCUCCUGCUGGUGUUUCAAUUCGAGAAGGAUUGCACUAUAAUCCUUACUUUCCAGGGGGAGCCAUUGCCAUGCCUAAAAUGCUUAACGAUGGUGCUGUAGAGUAUGAAGAUGGUGUUCCAGCAACAGAAGCUCAGAUGGGGAAGGAUGUAGUGACAUUCUUGGCAUGGGCUGCAGAACCUGAAAUGGAAGAGAGAAAACUGAUGGGGUUCAAGUGGAUAUUCGUUCUAUCAUUGGCUUUGCUUCAGGCAGCUUAUUACAGGCGCAUGAAGUGGUCGGUUCUUAAGUCAAGGAAGUUGGUAAUGGAUGUUGUUAACUGAAUCCUUUGGUUGUUUAUGAUGUUGUUCAUGCUUUAUUUCUUCAAAUCCUCACACCAUUUUAGGGCAACUGGGUUUUUUCUCUUAUGAGGAAGAAAUAAGUGUUGCAAAAUGAAAAAAUAAAGUAAAAGAAUGGUGUUUUUUUAGAAAUUUAACUGGCUAAAUUGCACAAGCAAUUAGCUCCCAUUUUGAAGCUUUA
Molecule: messenger RNA, 1222 nt
Organism: Impatiens glandulifera
Lineage: Eukaryota; Viridiplantae; Streptophyta; Magnoliopsida; Ericales; Balsaminaceae
Product: cytochrome c1-2, heme protein, mitochondrial
Exons: 8
Coding region: 97-1026 (309 amino acids)
Biological process (GO): mitochondrial electron transport, ubiquinol to cytochrome c
Molecular function (GO): electron transfer activity; heme binding
Source: RefSeq, a predicted model, not a curated record